AUGUCUCAAUCAUAUUCCCGUAACGUCGGCAGUCGUAGUGCUGGGGUUCAAGCCCGACCAACUGGUGGCAAAGGUCAUGUCCCUUCCUGGUCGCGUUCAUCGAAUGAAGAUCGUGUUUCCCCUCUUCACCUUACGCCCCGAGAAGAUGAAGUUAUCCAGGCAGGUGCUCUAGAUGAUGCGGUAGAACCGCCUUAUAACAAUGCCCGAGGCUCCUGGUGGAGGUUCGUGCCGCGUCGAGUUAGGCCCAUUUCUUUCCGAAAAGUCGUUAUUCUGGGCUUGAUCGUCACUCUUCUUGGUGCAAGCUUUAUUUGUACUACCAGGGAUUCAGGAGUGCCCUAUGUCCAGAAACCAGCUCUCAUCGACGCCUAUAUCCCUCCUAUGCCGCCGCCGCCCGCAGGUUACACCAUUCCAGGUGAAGCCGGUCACCCAGUCGAGUGGCUCCGCAAGAACACAUUCUUAGACUUGGAAGAUCUAUCAGCACAGCAGGUGCAGAUGCUGAUCGACACACGUCCAAAGGCAGCUUUCAUGUCUUUGGUACGAAACGAGGAGGUUGAAGAUAUGGUUGCCAGCAUCACCCAGAUAGAGGCUCGCUUCAACAAGCGUGAAACCCAUCAGUAUGAUUGGGUAUUCUUCAACAACGAAGAAUUCUCUGAGGAAUUCAAAGAAGCUGUCUCUAAGGCGACUUACUCCCAGUGCCACUUCGAACGUAUCAACGUAACAAAUUGGAGAAUUCCGAGUUUUAUCGAUGAGACUCGGUUUGAUGUUGGCCGUCAAUUCAUGGGAAGGAUCGGCGUUGGUAAAGCUUGGCUCCAGAGCUACCACCAUAUGUGCCGUUGGAAUGCUGGCCUCUUUGCAUUGGAAGACCGCCUCAAAGACUAUGACUGGUUUUGGCGAGUUGAACCUGGCGUCAAAUUCUAUUGUGAUAUCAAAUACGAUGUGUUCCGAUUCAUGCAAGAGAACAACAUGUCGUACGGAUUCAACAUGGCUAUCCUCGACGAUGCUCGAUCUUUCCCUUCUCUCUGGGAACACACCAAAGACUUUAUCGACAGUAAUGGGGAGCUCAUACACCCGGAUGCCGAUUUUAACUGGUUAUUACACGACCCUAAGGAUCGCGACGAGACUCUCCAUCCCAGUACUGGCAUUCAACACGCCUCUGGUGAUGGUGAAUAUAACAACUGCCAAUUUUACUCGAACUUCGAGAUCGGCUCUCUAGAAUUUUUCCGUGGCGAAGAACAUCAAGCUUAUUUCGACCAUCUAGACAGAGCUGGCGGUUUUUACUAUGAGCGAUAUGGCGACGCCCCUGUUCACACGCUCAGUGUCAAUAUGUUCUUGCCUAGAACCCAAAUUUGGUACUUCCGCGAUAUUGGCUACGCACAUGGACUUUGUGAACAAUGCCCUCCUCAUGAGCACCAGCUCUUACUUGGAUCGGAACCGAACGGCCAAGUACCACGAGAGGUCGGACAACAGGCCAAUGAGAGCGAACCGAAAACGCUUGAUUUUGAGACGCUCGUAAUAGGACCAUUUGAGAGCUUCGGCAGCAAGCGUCGAGAAUGGGAUGAGGUGGCUCGCGACGUCAAGCGUCAGAUGGGAGUACCCGGCCUUUCGUGUGGCUGCACGACGAGUGCGAUCGACAACAACAAUGCGAAACUAGUACCCUUUGAAUCGAAGCAGCGUAAGCCUUCGGACCCGUGCAUUCGUAAGUUUCUAGGGGGUAGAUGGCUCGUUAGGAAGAACAAGAUGUCUGAUUUCAGCAGUGAUACAGGGAAUUCUGCAGGCAGUGAUGAUGCUGAGUAUAUUCUGGAUGGUAGAGAAUCUAACCCCAUCCAGUAG
This is a messenger RNA of Annulohypoxylon maeteangense, 1830 nucleotides long. RefSeq names its product glycolipid 2-alpha-mannosyltransferase-domain-containing protein. The transcript has 3 exons. Lineage: Eukaryota; Fungi; Ascomycota; Sordariomycetes; Xylariales; Hypoxylaceae. The record is from RefSeq and is a predicted model, not a curated record. Gene Ontology annotation, cellular component: membrane; Golgi apparatus. Gene Ontology annotation, biological process: protein O-linked glycosylation; protein N-linked glycosylation; cell wall mannoprotein biosynthetic process. Bases 1 to 1830 code for a protein of 609 amino acids. Gene Ontology annotation, molecular function: alpha-1,2-mannosyltransferase activity.